AUGGAACAGAGUGACUACGAUUCAGCAAUUGGUGACGCGGCGAGUAUAGGCGACGAAACAGACACACAAUCACUGGCGAGCUCUGCUUAUGACUUCCCGAUCGAGAACGGCCGGGAAUACCACAAGUACCACCCAAGUGCCUUCUAUCCUUUCCCCAACGAUGACCAUGAACAGGACCGAUUGGACAGAUUGCAUCACAGCUACAAGCUUCUCAGGAACGCACUGCAUUCUGCUCCGAUUGAGCCGACAAACGUCCUGGACGUCGGCACGGGUACAGGUAUUUGGGCUGUGGAGAUGGCGGAUCACUACCCACAGGCCAUUAUCACGGGGGUUGACUUGAGUCCUAUCCAACCCGAAUAUGCACCACCCAACUGUAACUUUGAGCUUUUCGAUCACCGAGAUCCCUGGAGCUUUCCACGCAAAUUUGACUUGGUUUACGCGCGCGAUUUGCUUGGCUCAAUUCCAGACCCAGAAGCAUUCUUCCAACAGGCUUACCAGAGCCUUGCCCCUGGGGGUUGGAUCGAAAUCCAGGAUACUACUCCGAUAACAACCGACGAUAAUUCGAUGCCACAAGGGUGUGCCUAUCGUCAAUGGAUUGAUAGUUUUUGCGAAGCAUUAAGCAAAAUCCGACGCGAUGCCUACCUCGCAGAGAAGUGCGAAGACAUCUUACGGAGGAUUGGAUUUAUUGACGUGCGUGUGACAAAGAAGAAAUUGCCUUGCAACGGAUGGGCGAAAGACAAGAAGCUUAAAGAGCUCGGUGUAUUCAACAACGGAAUCAUUCUUGAUGGUUUAGAGGCGCUGUCCUUCCGGUUGUUUACCUAUGUUCUGGGAUGGUCCCCGGAACAAUUACAAGUCUUUUUGGCGGAGGUCAGAAAGGACGUUAAGAAUAUUAGUAUUCACGCAUACACCACGAUGUAA
Molecule: messenger RNA, 918 nt
Organism: Fonsecaea pedrosoi CBS 271.37
Lineage: Eukaryota; Fungi; Ascomycota; Eurotiomycetes; Chaetothyriales; Herpotrichiellaceae
Exons: 1
Coding region: 1-918 (305 amino acids)
Molecular function (GO): methyltransferase activity
Source: RefSeq, a predicted model, not a curated record